This is a messenger RNA of Verticillium alfalfae VaMs.102, 831 nucleotides long. RefSeq lists its product with no specific name. The coding region runs from base 1 to 831 and encodes 276 amino acids. The record is from RefSeq and is a predicted model, not a curated record. NCBI's taxonomy places the organism in Eukaryota, Fungi, Ascomycota, Sordariomycetes, Glomerellales, Plectosphaerellaceae. The transcript is spliced from 2 exons.
AUGGCGCCCAUGGCGCCCAUGGAGGACGAUGCGCCCAAGCCCCCGCCCACGCCCACGCCCCAGCCCGACGUCCCCGAGGAGCCCGCCUCGAUCGGCGGCGCUCUCUGGAAAUCGGUGCGCAAUGUCCUUGGCGGCGGCGGCGGCGGCAGCGGGAACAAUGCGACGCCUGAGCCGACGAGCCCGUCUGCCGCGGCCGGACGCAAGAGGGCGUUCAAGGAUAUCGAAGAAGCUGAGGAGCCUGCGGCGGACGAGGCCGAUGCAGAGGCGCCAGAGGAGGCCGAGCCUGUCGCGACAUAUAGCGCCACGGUCACCGAGACUGUUGUGAAGACGGAGGGACCUGCAGGCGAGACGAUUGUCGCGACGGAGGAGACGGUUGUGGAGGAAGUCGAGGUCAAGGCGAACAGCACGGCUGUCGAGCUCGAGGACCAACUUCGCGAAUCGCUUGAGGGCACGGUGGAGAGCCCUCGGUCGGCUAGAGGUGCGCCAGCCAUUUCUAUGUUCCUACUGGUGCAGACGUGGCAGAUGAUGUCGGGACGGAGGAAGUCGAGACGGAGGAAGUCGAGACGGAGGAAGUCGAGACGGAGGAAGUCGAGACGGAGGAAGUCGAGACGGAAGAAGUCGAGACGGAGGAAGUCGAGGUCAAUGGGGAAGAGACCGCGCAGCCAGACCAGGUUGCCGAAUCUGCUGUGGAGGAGGCUCCCGAGGAAACCGCCGCCGACGAUACCAACAAACCAAAGGCGGAGACACCAGUGGCUCCAGAACCAGCUGCUAGCGACGACACAUCCAAGGCCGAGACCGGAGCCAACAACGGCGAAACCCUGCAGCCCAUGA